Baudoinia panamericana UAMH 10762 is the source of this 2237-nucleotide messenger RNA. RefSeq lists its product as uncharacterized. NCBI's taxonomy places the organism in Eukaryota, Fungi, Ascomycota, Dothideomycetes, Mycosphaerellales, Teratosphaeriaceae. Bases 228 to 1832 code for a protein of 534 amino acids. The transcript is spliced from 3 exons. Gene Ontology annotation, molecular function: transmembrane transporter activity. The record is from RefSeq and is a predicted model, not a curated record.
GUAGUAGGGCCAGAAGCUGUGGCUUCUGCGGAUUCGAAAGGUUUACGAAGCUGAGUAUUCAUUUCCUUGUCUCAUAUCGCUACAAUACCUCCUCAUCUACCGGCCGGUCAUCCCGUGCACCUCAUGCUUCCCAGGACCUUUUUCUGGCGACCCACUAACUCAAGAGCAUCAAAUUGAGAAUAUCAGACUUGUCCGUAACGGCAUAGCGCAGAGGUAGCCCUUGCACCAUGGCAUCGAACGAUCCAGGCUUCGCGCAGGCCGCAGCGCCGGCUGUCGACCCAACAAAAGGCAUGGUCGAAGCGGGCAAAGAGGGUUUGGUCGAAGAGGAAAGGCUAGUUGCGCCGGACCAGUUCGACGAACGCUACGAAACCAGCAAAAUGGAGAUUUGGGCUUACUAUAGCUACUACAUAGGCAACAACGGCCUCACCCUGUUCAACUUCGCGCCGACAGCAGCACAGAACCUUUUGUAUCAGCAGGCGGAAGCUGUCGGAGGGCCGGACAAUGAGUACUUGUUCUUUGCUGGUCAAAAUAGAACGAUCAACAGUAUUAUCUUACUGUGCAACGGAAUCAGCUUCGCAAUCCAGAUUGUCAUCUUCUUGUUGCUAGGCUCGUACGCCGACUUCGGAACAUUUCGUCCAAACAUCCUCAUCGUCCUAUCCAUCAUUGCUUGGGGUAUUGGUUUUGGCUGGUUGGGCGUACAUACAGUGGACAAAUGGCAGACUGGCUUGGGACUGUACAUCGUUGGAUUAAUCGCGUACCAGCUCUGCCUCACCUACUGGACUGCGGCAUUCCCAGGCUUGGCCAGGAACACCAGGAUCAUGCGGGAGAAAGCUCAGCAAUAUGAGGAAGGCCAGAUCUCGAGGGUAGAGUAUGAUUUCACGGACAGCAUGAAGCGCAAUGAGCUCAGCAACGUGGCUUUCUAUACCCAGUCCGUAGGCGAGAUCUUCAUCCUUGCGAUUAUCGUGGGCGUUAUGUUUGGCCUGCACGUCAACGCGAGCACGGCGAACAACAACUGGGGUCUUUCCGUGCUGAUCGCGUUCGCCUCCGGUGUGUGGCUGCUUCUCGCAAUCCCAUGGUUCGUGCUUGAAAAGCGUCGUCCAGGGCAGGAUCCCGGGAUGAACAUUGUCAUUGCUGGCUUUUGGCAGCUUUACCGCGCAGCCACCCAAAUCUGGCAGCUGAAGCAGAGCUUAUUCUACCUGAUCGGCUACUUUCUGCUGGGCGACUCGCUCAAUACGACGGUCACGGUGAUUGCGACUUUGCAGAACGAGAUCGUAGCGUACAAUACGCUGCAGUUGACUUACCUGCUCCUCGUCGGUAUUGCGGCACAGGCAGUUGGCAUUUGGGCCUUUUGGACCAUUCAGAAGCGAUACGGGCUUUCCACGAAGACGAUGUUCAAUGCUGUGGCGGUUGGCAUCAUUCUGCUUGAUGGUUGGGGCAUGAUUGGGAUAUGGACGAACCGCUUUGGUUUCCACAAUACCUGGGAAGUCUGGGUCUACCAGGUCUUCUACGGCCUUGCCGUAUGUCCGUGGUACAGCUACUCGCAGACGAUGAUAUCCGAAGUCACGCCCCGCGGAAAAGAGUUCCUAUUCUUCAGUCUCUUCAGCAUCAUCGGCAAGACAUCCUCGUUCAUCGGACCCUUGGUGUCCAGCGCCAUCAUCGAUAGGAGUGGGAACAACUCCACGCCAUUUUAUUUCCUCUUCGCGCUAAGCGUGGUCAGCUUCGCGUUCUUACUCUUCUUCGUCGACGUUGCGAAGAGCCGUGUCGAGCAAGCGCAGUUUCUCGAGCGGGAGCGGGCGGCAAAGGAUAAGAUGCGAAGCGAAGAGAGCUUGUAGCGCACAGUUCGUGCUUGAAUUCGACGGCAUGCUCCUGCAAACGCGGCACGAUGCCAUCAACUCCCACACAGAGCCCUCCGAAGUUCGCUGUAGUACUGCUACUCGAAAUGGGCGAUUUCGCGAUUCCAGCAGAUCUCGUGUUGCUUACUGCGUUCGUCCGUCCGAGGCUUGACGCGCUGAGGAAUAGCGUAUAACCCGAGCACGGGACAACGAGCCAUCGUCGAUGCAUACGAGAGGAAUCGUGCCUUACGCUCUUGGCGGAUUUGGUGGACUUGGCGGACGCCUCAUGGACGGUGAUGAAGUGAGGUAUGUGUGACCAUAUAAGUGACGUGCGAGUGAUGCUUGCGAGUGAGGUCGAGAUGGUCCGACCUACGCCGAGUCCUCCUUCAGAUGUCUCAUUUGGGG